This is a messenger RNA of Stegastes partitus (bicolor damselfish), 4815 nucleotides long. RefSeq names its product solute carrier family 38 member 10 (gene slc38a10). Gene Ontology annotation, molecular function: L-amino acid transmembrane transporter activity. Bases 360 to 3740 code for a protein of 1126 amino acids. Lineage: Eukaryota; Metazoa; Chordata; Actinopteri; Pomacentridae. Gene Ontology annotation, biological process: amino acid transmembrane transport. The transcript is spliced from 18 exons. Gene Ontology annotation, cellular component: membrane. The record is from RefSeq and is a predicted model, not a curated record.
AAUCUCUACUUCCUGGAUACGCGUUCAGAAAAACAGCCAGGUUGUUAUUAACGUCUAAUACCGAGUUUCUAUCAACCUGUGGCUCGUACACGUACGAAAAAACGCAACUUUUGCAGCGAUAAGCGGACGUUUAUUGUCCCGGACUUACCGAUGAUAACGUAAAGAGGGACAGCGAGGCGGAGGGCGCAGAGAGAGAAAGAGCGCCACGUCAUUGAUCGGCGGAGGAAAACACACCCGGAGUUUAGUCCGCAGCGGACCAGAGAUUAGACGGUGACACGCAGCCUUCAAUGUGCCGCUGUCUCCGUGUGGUUUGACAUUUUCUUACCGGAAAGGGACGACGCGUCGCUCAGGAGGUCAAAAUGACGGCGUCCAACUGGGGCCUAAUCAUGAAUGUGGUGAACAGCAUCGUGGGCGUCAGUGUGCUCACUAUGCCCUUCUGCUUCAAACAGUGUGGAAUCGUUCUGGGAACUCUCCUGUUGUUCUUCUGUUCAUGGAUGACCCACAAGUCGUGCAUGUUCCUGGUCCACACAGCCAGCAACACCAAACGAAGGACCUACGCUGGACUGGCCUUCCAUGCCUACGGGAAACCAGGAAAAACACUGGUGGAGACAAGUAUGAUCGGUUUGAUGUUGGGGACCUGCAUUGCCUUCUAUGUUGUCAUCGCUGAUUUGGGCUCAAAUUUCUUCGCUCAGCUGUUGGGUUUACAGGUUACGGGCAGUUUCCGCGUGCUGCUGCUGAUCGCUGUGUCGCUGUUCAUCGUCCUCCCUCUGAGUCUGCAGAGGAACAUGAUGUCCUCCAUCCAGUCCUUCUCAGCGAUGGCCCUCAUGUUCUACACCCUCUUCAUGUUCACGAUGGUGCUGUCCUCGUUCAAACACGGGCUGCUCAGCGGCUGGUGGCUAGGGCAGGUCAAUGUGGUGCGCUGGGAGGGUGUGUUUCGCUGUCUCCCCAUCUGUGGGAUGGCCUUCGCCUGUCAGUCGCAGGUGCUGCCGACCUACGACAGCCUGGACGAGCCGUCAGUCAAACGCAUGAGCACCAUCUUCACCUCGGCCCUCCACGUAGUCACCAUCUUCUACAUCACUGUGGGUUUCUUUGGCUACGUCAGCUUCACAGACACCAUCGCAGGAAAUGUGCUGAUGAACUUUCCAUCCAACCUGGUGACAGAGAUGAUCCGCGUGGGCUUCAUGAUGUCUGUGGCCGUCGGAUUUCCCAUGAUGAUCCUGCCCUGCCGCCAGGCCAUCAACACCAUGCUUUUUGAGCAGCAGCAGAAGGAUGGGACAUUUGCUGCCGGAGGUUACAUGCCUCCUCUGCGCUUCAAGAUGAUCACGCUCUGCAUUGUGUUUGGCACCAUGCUGGGAGGCAUUCUCAUCCCCAACGUGGAAACCAUUCUGGGUCUCACUGGAGCCACCAUGGGCAGCCUCAUCUGCUUCAUAUGUCCCGCUCUCAUCUACAGAAAGAUCCAGAAGAACGGCAUCAUCGCUCAGCUGGUGCUUUGUGUCGGCCUGGGCAUCCUGCUCAUCAGCACCUUCACCACCCUUUCUAUCUCGGCCAGAAGCCCCAGCACCAGAGUCCUGCCGCCUCCACCUCCUCCUGCACCUGACAAGAACGGCCUGCCGCUACCAGACCUCCCUGAACUGCACGACCCUCCAAACAAGAAGCCAGUGGAAAUAGAGAAGCCCAACCAUCCACCUGUGGAGGUGCUACAACCUGCAGGGGGGGACCAGGCUGAGCCCCCGCAGAUUAAAGGACCAGUUGAUGUGCCUGAGAGGAAGAAGGAGGAAGAGGUGCAGCUGGACCGUCCUGAUGCCGGUGUUGCCGUGCCAGAGGGAGAAGCCCAUCGCCAUGAGCCACCCAUCCCUCAUGACGAGGUCAAGGUAGAUACAAGAAAGAACAACAAAGAGCUCGAGGAGGACAACAAACCGGCUCCUCCUGCAGGAGGUGUUGAGGAAGAACCUGUACGAGAUAAAGAGCAAGGUGGAGAACACGCUCCGAAGGUAGACGACAAAAAGGACGAGAAACCUGCAGAGGUUGUUGUGAGGAAAGAGGAUGUGGACUUGGGUGGAGGAGAGGUCUUGUCCAAUGAGGUGCUGGAGAAAAAGCAGGAAAAGGAGGUGGAGAAGCCAAUUCCUGUUAAAGAUCCUCGAAUGGGGAAUGCAGCUGGGGUGGCCAAUCAGGCCGCUGUAGAGCAAGUCAAUAAAGUGGACAAAGCUCCAGAUUCUGCAGGGAAAGGUCCUGAAGGAGAACAUCGUCGCGCUGCAGACGAGGCUCCAGCUGCAGAUAGCAAAGACACAGCAGACGAGAAGAUGGAGGUGAUUAAAAAGCUGGUGGCAGAGGGCCAGCUCGAUCACGCGGUGCUACUGCAGGUGAUCAAGGAGCAACAAGUGCAGCAGAAGAGACUUCUUGACCAGCAGGCCAAACUACUGGCUGUGAUAGAAGAACAACACAAGGAAAUCCACCAGAAGCAACCUGCUGGGGCUGCUGCUGAAGGCGAGGCAGAGAAGGGCAACCAAGAACACUUGGAGGGGAUGGAAGGUGGAGCAGCAAAGCCCAAAGAGUCUGGUAGAGAGGAGGUAGCUGUCGCUCCGCAGGACCAGGAUCAGGCUCCAGGUAAUAAGCCUGAAGUCAAGGUGGCCAACGUAGCUGUUGCAGCAGCUUACAAGGAGGACGACAAUGUUGCACCUGGAGGAGAAUCUCACCAUCAGGGUGAGCUCGGGGCGAGGGGAGUGCCGCUGGGAAAGAAAAGACCUGAAGACCAGCAGCCCGUACUGAAAAAAGAUCAGGUGGCUCAGCUGAAAGACGAGGAAAAAAGCCUUGAUAAAGAAAAAGAGGCGAUUAAAAAUCUUAAGAAUGAAAAGAUAGAGAGAGAAGUUCAGGCGAGAGUGGAAAAAGCACAGCUUGAGAGGGAACUGAAGGAAAAGCUGGCCAAAGAAAAGGAGGAGAAGGACAGAGCAGAGAGAGAGCAGAUCGAGAAAGAAGUGCAAGCGAGGUUAGAAAGAGAACUGGAGAGGGAGAGACAGGAAAAGCUGGCCAAGCAGGAGCUGGAGAAGGAGAUAGCUGAGAAGGAGAGAGAAUCUCUGCCGAGGGCAGAACAACAGCUACUGGACCAGGAGAGAAGAGAGCAGCUGAUCAGAGAACAGCAGCUGAUCAGAGAACAGCGGCUGAUCAGAGAACAGCAGCUAGAGAAGGAAAGAGCAGCACAGGAGAAGCUUGCACAGGAGAAAGCUGCACAAGAGAAAGUCCAGCAGGAGCUGCACAAAGCAGACAAUGAAAUACUUGAGAGAGCAAUGAAAGAGAAGCAGGAGGAGGAGACUCAGGAGAGGCAGGCCCAGCUGGAGCAAGCCAUAGAAGCCAAGAAUGCUGUGCAGGGGGGUGAGAGAGAAGAUGGUGAUGCUUUGAAGAAAGGAGGACGAGACCUCAAAGAGAACGCUGCUGCUGAGGAAGACCCCAGAGAAGGUGGGGAAGACGGGGCUGUCAGAGAUGAGGCUCGCCCCCAGGGCUCCCACGAGAAGGUCAGGGACCAGGGAGAGACGGAUCUGAGGCGGAGGCGGAGGGCACUGGGACCGAGAGAGGCUGGAGGCCCCCUGGAGGACAAGCGGGCGUCCAGGGGGGUUCCUGGGCUGGAGCCCCUGCUGGAGCUGGGGGGCUCAGACCUGCACGCCGCCCUGGAGCAGCAGCUCCUGGCCGGGGCAAUGGUGCACUCAAGGCAGAUUAAACAAGCGUCAGAGGACGAUGGAGCCAAAUAAUACACACACACACACAUAUUAUUUAACGGUUGGACGACACACUCUGUACACCUGCAGAACCUUCUAAUACUGUGGACCACGAUGCUGUUGCCUUACAUUCUCUCUUGCCUUCAAAAAUGUUAUGGAUGGGAACGUUUUGUCUUUCUUGAUGCUGUGUCCGCUGCCAGUAACCCAAAGUCUAUAUCAAAGAGCAAAAGUGUAUGUAAAUAUUAACUUAUUUUUGUCUUCAGAGGGGAGAAUUUCAAAGAGGUCAGUGUUGAAAUGUAUAUACAUCUAUGCAAAUACCGUUCUAUGGAGUGUUUGACAGGGCAAAUCUUUAAUGUCACUUUAAUCCCUUUUUUCAUUCACCAGCUUGAGUCUGCCUCUUUGUAGAAGCUGUUUGUUUUAUUGUCUCCUGUACUGAUUUUUUGUUGUUAAAAGUCCUCAGUGUGUGUCUGUUACAUUGACAUGUAAAUAUUGUAAAUGUGUUUAGCUGUGAUCCAUGGCUGGGGUUUCUUAGAACCUACGUUUACCACACAUUGAAUGUAACGUGGGUUCAGACCCAUCGAUAAGUGUUGUUUCAUUAUACUUUCAAUUGAAGGUAACUGAAUCCAGCUUGGAGCUGGAGCUACGAGGUAUAUAAAUGUAGCCUUACUGUGGACACCGAAGCAGCUCGAUCCAGACCAUCUGGAUCCACAACUCUAGUUAAUACUCAUUCCAUCUUCAGAAUCUCUUCCUUGUAGAUUUAUCAGUGCCUUCCAAUCUAUAUGCUGCAGUACUGCUGUUUUCAAACAAAAUGUGUGUAGUUUUUCCUCAAUUUGUGGUCUUUUCCCUCCACUAAACCUCUCUUACUGUAAACAGUACAGUAAUAAUGAUAAAAUAUGAUUGUGAUGAGGACGGUGGAGGGAAAUCUGGGCUGUGUUUGUAGUGUCUUCUAGGAAUGUGUCUUCUGAAAAUUCCUUCAUCGGUUAGCACUUCAACACUUAGGACCUUUGCUUUGUACAAGAGGCUAUUUUUCUGACUAUUUUUCUAUGUGCAUGGUAUUUCUGUACAUUUUGCUGAUAAGAAUAAAAUAAACAGAUCUAUACAACAACCA